Messenger RNA from Leptinotarsa decemlineata (Colorado potato beetle), 3287 nucleotides. It is a transcript of the gene Raf, whose product is annotated as Raf oncogene. Gene Ontology annotation, biological process: MAPK cascade; protein phosphorylation. NCBI's taxonomy places the organism in Eukaryota, Metazoa, Arthropoda, Insecta, Coleoptera, Chrysomelidae. Gene Ontology annotation, molecular function: MAP kinase kinase kinase activity; ATP binding. The record is from RefSeq and is a predicted model, not a curated record.
UUGAAUUGACAAACAUGGGAAAGUGCAAUGGCUGUUUUAUUUGACUUCGGCGAAAUAAAUAAUAAUAAAAGAAUUGUGAAUGGAAGUGCAGUUUCUUCGUUCAUUGAAUGUGGUACUAGUGACACAAUGUCGACAGACAGUGAAGAUAUGGACAUCCAACAAGAACUCCGAAACAUAGAGAAUGUAAUCAGUCUGACCAGAACAAACAUAGAUGCCCUAAAUGAAAAGUUUGCCGACUUUCAGCACCCGCCUGCAAUGUACCUCAAAGAAUAUGAAGACCUGACAUCAAAACUACAUGAAUUAGAAGCUGAAGAAAUGAGAUUGAGAGAACAACUCAGUAAUGGAAGAGAAAGUCCAGAGGACUUAAGUGAACAAUAUUACCCUAUACAUUAUGAGAGGAAACCACAAUAUGAUAAUCUAUCAAAGCCUAGGUUCUUACGAGCUCACUUGCCCAAUCAACAAAGAACGAGUGUACAAGUGCGAGAAGGUCUUACUUUACGAGAAGCUUUAGCCAAAGCAAUGAAACUAAGGAAUUUAGUGUGUGAAGUCUGUUGUGUUUACCUGAGUGAUUCAAAUAUCCCAGUGAAUUGGGAUAUAGAUAUCAGUACACUGAACUGUGAAGAAAUAACUGUUAAAAUAUUAGAUAAAUUUCCUAUUGCUACAAGUAUUUCUCAUAAUUUUGUUCGAAAAACCUACUUUUCACUAGCAUUUUGUGAGUGUUGUCGAAAACUAUUAUUUCAAGGUUUUUAUUGUAGGACUUGUGGUUAUAAAUUUCAUCAUCGUUGUGCUACUGGUGUUCCUUCCUUAUGCCAUCAAGUACGAAUGGCAGAUGCAUAUUACAGAGCACUUCUUGCCAGACCUCCAGAUACAAGUGCUGGUAUCCUUUAUGCAGGGCAAGCAGAACUGGGAAUUUCUCUAAGACAACCCAGGCAUCCGGGCACUCUUGGUCACCAUGAUAGAUCCAGUUCAGCUCCCAACGUAUGUUUAAAUAGCGUCAAGGGUUCCGGAGAAGAUUGCCCAAGGUCAUUAUCGUUAACAAGGUCUGGUGCUGAUGUAGAUGGCUCUCCACACUGCAGGAGCACCCAAGCAUCACCAACGGGAUCUCUUCAGCCCGGAAGACCCAGAGCUCGUUCAGCAGAUGAAAGUAAACCCCUUCUCGCUCCCCGAGAAAGCAUCGAAGACUGGGAGAUUCCUGCAGAUGAAAUAUUAGUGGGAGCCAGAGUAGGAUCUGGUUCGUUUGGAACAGUAUACAAGGCUCACUGGCAUGGACCGGUAGCUGUCAAGACACUCAAUGUGAAAAUACCUACCAUGGCCCAGUUGCAGGCUUUCAAAAACGAAGUAGCUGUGUUAAGAAAAACUAGACAUGUAAAUAUUCUUCUUUUCAUGGGAUGCGUCAGUAAACCUCAGUUAGCUAUAGUGACACAAUGGUGUGAAGGAUCGAGUCUCUACAAGCACAUACACGUUCAUGAAACAAAAUUCCAACUCUUCACUUUGAUUGAGAUAGGUAGACAGACUGCACAAGGUAUGGAUUAUCUACAUGCUAAAAAUAUAAUCCACCGUGACUUGAAAACCAAUAAUAUAUUCUUGCAUGAUGACUUGACGGUGAAAAUAGGAGAUUUUGGUCUGGCAACAGCAAAGACGAGGUGGUCUGGAUCUCAGCAGUUCCAUCAACCUACCGGUUCCAUACUCUGGAUGGCACCAGAGGUUAUCAGAAUGCAGGAAGACAAUCCCUACAGUUUUCAGUCUGACGUGUAUGCUUUUGGCAUUGUAGUAUUUGAAAUGCUUGCAGGCCAAUUGCCUUACGCUCAUGUCAACAACAAAGAUCAAAUUCUCUUCAUGGUAGGAAGGGGCUAUCUCAAACCGGACCUCACUAAACUGAGAUCAGACACUCCCAAGGCUCUUAGGCGCCUAACGGAAGACUGUAUAAAAUUCAACAGGGACGAAAGACCUUUGUUUAGACAGAUACAUGCAUCUCUUGAAGGAUUCUUGAGAAACCAUCCAAAAAUUAGCCGUUCCACGUCGGAACCAAACAUGAAUCGAACUCAUUUACAAUCUGACGAUUUCAUUUAUACAUGUAUGAGUCCCAAGACACCUGUCAAUUUUGGACCGAGUAGCUUUUUGUUUUAUCCAUCAGGUACGGGUAACAUAUAAAUUGUUUGGUCUUGAACUAAGUGAUAUUUUGCGGGAUCAGUUGAUGAAGUAUUUCUUGAUGAAUGGUAUGAAAACAUCACAUUCAGAAUGACCGAUUUUAAUUGUUCAAGAUUGAGAUGAUUGGUGGUCCUUUUGUUUUCCAGAUCCUUGAAGAUUCAGCACUUGAAAGGUCUUGAAAGAUAUUCCAAUUUGAUGAAUUGGAAAACUGAUAUUCCUUUGUUUUACAUAGGAAAAUAUGCUAGAGAUUGAGUUGAUUAUAUAUCAGGUGUCUGUAGAUAAGACAUAUUAAUAAAUUAAGGGCUGUUUUGGUCAUGAAAAAUUAAUCUCAUGAGAAACAGUUGACUUUCAUUUAACGAAGAAACAUAAAUGUUUAUAUCAGGGACCUCAACUAAAUUUCAAUAUGAAAUGAGUUAUUUUUAAAUAAUAAUACAAAACAUUUAAUACAUAUUGAUUUGAAGAAAGCAGAUGCUAGAGAAGUUUUGAAGUAAUUGGUAAUUUCUUAUAAAUAACAUGUGAAAGUGUUUCAAUUUUAUUGGUAAUAGAAUUUUUGGAUUUCCUAGUGUGACAUUCAUAGAAGGUUUCAGCAGCCUCUAAUUUCAGAGAUGAAUGUUUGUUUCUAUUAACAACACAAUGAAUUAAUAUACAUAUUUUCAAUUUAAACAGAGAGGAGAUAUCAAGAAGUUAAUUUUCAGUACAUAAAUUGGGAGAGAGAUAACAUAACGCUAAUUUGAAUAUCUAUAUAAUUGUUUUAUUUCCCAAAAAGUUUAAGGGACUUGUGACUGAAUCAUUAACAAUUCCCCAUAAUGAUACUAAAUAUUGUAAUUUUGAAUAAAUUCACAUUAUAACUUGAAAAACCUCUGUUUUUUCGUUAACCAGAGUUUCAUCAGGAAACACAUUACUAUUCAAAGAAGUAGGGUGAGUUUUUCAUUUGAGUAGAGUUGAAACAUUGAAAUUUUUGGAAUAUUUCACACAGAUUCAAGACCAAUUCACAUAUGGGGUCCACCUGAUACUCAUUUAGAAAAUUAUAUCAAUUUAAAUUUUGUUUUCCAAUUCAUGUUGGGUCAUUGAUUAAUAUAGAAACUUGAAAAUUUAUUUUGUUGUUGACAUACAUUUUCUUGAAUGUGUAAUUUGAAACU